UAUUUGACACUGCAUAUUUUUUUAUUUUUUACUAUUAAAUAUAAUCUUAUUUGUGAUGUGUCAUUCAUUAAAUUUUAAUUACUUCUCUUAAUCUGUAAACAUUAAAUUCAGAUAUUUCUCCUAAUCCAAAUUAAAAAUAUAGUUUACCAAGUUAUGAAUUUGGAGAGUUGCUGUCUGGUGUGAUUCCUUUGAGAUUUACGCCAACAAUGUCUGAGAAAAUUACAGCUGAAAAGCUUCUUAACACCUUUGUGGAAACACUUGGUGAGAAGCAAAAAUUUGCAUCGUUCUUUGAAGAAGAGAAGUCAACCUCCAUUAACUUCCAGUUCAAUAGAUUGUUCGGACGCCAGAAACCUGUGUACAAUAUUUUAGGGGGCGGAAAAUCUGCUGAUGUGUUGUUGUGGAGGAACAAGAAGAUAUCUGCUAGCGUUUUAACCGCCGCAACAGCUAUAUGGGUGCUUUUUGAAUGGCUUCAGUAUAAUUUCCUAUUUCUUUUAUUCCUUGCCCUGGUUCUUGUCAUGCUUGUACAGUUUCUUUGGACAAAUGCUUCCACCAUGCUUAGCAGGAAGCCGUCUAAAGCUCCCCGUUUGGUUCUCCCCGAAGAUCUCUUUCUAAAUAUUGCAACUGCAGUUGGUACUGAGGUUAACCGUGGUUUGAGGUUUCUUCAAGAUGUUUCAUGUGGAGGAACCUUGAAGCAAUUUGUUCUUGUUGUCCUAAGCUUAUGGGCUGGUUCAGUGAUUGGGAGUUGGUUCAAUUUUAUGACUGUCAUGUAUAUCGGUUUUGUGGCUGCACACACACUCCCAGUUCUCUACGAAAGGUAUGAGGAUCAGGUCGACAACUUCGCGUACAAGGUUCUUGAUCAAAUGCAAAAUAACUAUAGGAAGCUGGAUUCUGGUUUGCUUAGCAAAAUCCCCAAGGGAAAAUUUAAAGGAAUAAAGAAGUUUGAAUAGAUUCAUGUUUAUGUAAAUGCCAAAUGGUUUGUUUUUUAAUGUUCAUUUCUCACUUGUGACGAAAUUGGGACACAACUGUGUUUGUUGCUUCUACUUUUGCUCUAUUAUUUCCUUUUUCUAUGUUGGGAUCUUCAAAAUUUGAUCUAUGUCCUUAUUUAAGGGGGGCAAGAGACUUCAUGAAUUGAAUCAUUGUUGACUCUUGCAUAGUUUCACGGUAAAA
Messenger RNA from Cicer arietinum (chickpea), 1167 nucleotides. Its product is annotated as reticulon-like protein B8. NCBI's taxonomy places the organism in Eukaryota, Viridiplantae, Streptophyta, Magnoliopsida, Fabales, Fabaceae. Gene Ontology annotation, biological process: response to bacterium. The record is from RefSeq and is a predicted model, not a curated record.